This is a messenger RNA of Scaptodrosophila lebanonensis, 2177 nucleotides long. RefSeq names its product dolichyl-diphosphooligosaccharide--protein glycosyltransferase subunit 2 (gene OstDelta). Lineage: Eukaryota; Metazoa; Arthropoda; Insecta; Diptera; Drosophilidae. Gene Ontology annotation, cellular component: membrane; oligosaccharyltransferase complex. The transcript is spliced from 4 exons. The record is from RefSeq and is a predicted model, not a curated record. Bases 136 to 2043 code for a protein of 635 amino acids. Gene Ontology annotation, biological process: protein N-linked glycosylation.
GACGUGUCUGCACUGUCGAUGAGAAAAUUGGCCGAAAACGAAUCAAGCGGUGCUAGUGCGGGCUAUUUAAUCACUUAUUAUUUCUUUUCCUAGCCCUUAAAAGUCGUUUAAGUACACAGGAACCAAAAUAGUAAAAUGUUCAAACUAGGUUUGCCAAUAUUUUGUGUGCUGGCAUUUGCUUGUGCACCGACGUGGAGUGCGCGCACAGUUCACAGCCACCUGGGUCCGAAAGACCUCACCCGCCUACAGAAAGUUUUCGCCGAUGGGCUGAGUUCCACAGACCUGCAAGCAAUUUACUUUGCCAGCCUCAAUCUUGAAACGACCGAUGCUGCACUUAAGGAUGCGCUAUGCAAAAAAAUCGUCACCCUGCAUGCAGAGUCGAAACUGAACAGUUUUGAGAAAGACUUCUAUUUGAUUGGUGCCAACACGAAUUUGCGCUGUACGUCCAAAAUAGAUGAGGGCAUACUGGCCAAGGUUUAUAAAGCAUUUGAUUCGGAAUUGGGCAGCACCCAGGAGAUAUUCUAUCGCGUCUACACACAUAAGGUAGUUGGUGUGCAGAUUAAUGAUGCGGCCAAGGCGAAAAUUGCAAAGCGUCUACAGGAAUUGUUGAAGAAGGAUGAUACUCUUGCUGGACUGGGAUAUGCGUUUAAUGUGGCCGUGGAAUUGGGCGAAAGUGGUGCUUUUGUGGCUAACCGCGUCGAAGACGCUAUUGUGCAGGCAGAUGAAGUUGAUGGCAAGCUACUACAAUUCGAGGGCGGCCUAAGCAUCACAGCUUUGAUUAUCAACGGCGCAUUUGGCGUGACCAAGGCUUAUAACAAACCAGCACCAAUUACUGCUGAGCAGGCUGUGAAAUUCGCCAAUUAUUUCCUAAGCCGUCGUUCGGUUCAGACCGCCAAAGGAGCACAUGUGUUAAUUGAAGCACUAAAGACGAUUAGUGGCUCUGGAAAGGUUACACCCAUCUGUGUACAACUAAUUGGCAAUGCGCAACUUGAAGCGCAGUCGCCUACAUUGAAUGUAGCAGUAGUCGAUUUGCUUGGGAAGGCUCUGUCGCCAGCUGUACAAAACAUCGAAGCAAAGAUUCUCCUCAAAAAGGAUAACUCUGUCUUGGCGGAUAAGGUAAAACUCACCUCUAAAUCGUCGGACAGAACGACGUUCGUUGCUGAUCUGGGGAGCUAUAAACCAGUUCGUGGCAUUUAUCAAGCCGAAUUGAAUGUGGAUGGCUUGUACAAGCAGCAAUUGCAAUUUAAAGUUCUCGGCCGAGUCAAAGUGCAGAGUUUGGAGAUAGGCGUUGCCGAAUCAGAUGCCAGUGCAUCCACACGCAAGCAAAGCGUCACCUAUCCCAAUAAGUUGAAGGAUUCACUGUCAGCAGACAGCACGCAGAAGUUGCUACUGAAGACAUUGCUGGUGGACGAGAGCAAUAACAAACCCAUCGCUGUACAACAAGCGUUCGUACGUUUGUACAACAAGGCCACAGGCAAGGAGGUCAUUUUUAUAGCAGAGCAAGACAGCAGCAAGGCCUAUAAAUUCGACAUGGAUGUGGGUAACAAUGGAAAGAACUUCAACUACAAUAGUGGAACCUACAACCUCUAUUUGACCGUUGGUGAUGCUUCGCUCUCCAACUCCUUCGAGUGGCUUGUAGCUGAUGUGCAACUGAAAUUUAAUCAGGACGGAAAAGAUACCAAGUCGAAGACUGUCAGAGGCCCUUUACCUGAGAUCGUGCAUCAAUUUAGGGUUCCCGAAAAGCGUCCUCCUCGCCUUGUGUCCGACAUAUUCACUGGCCUGUGUAUAACACCGCUUGUGCUGCUAUUUGUUUUCUGGGGAAAACUGGGGAUCAAUGUGUCAAACUUCUCAGUGGCGCUCAGCACAGUCGGUUUUCAUGUGGGUUUCGGCGGCAUCCUGGCGUUGUUCUUUGUUUUCUGGCUGCAGCUAAACAUGUUCCAAACUCUGCGCCUGCUUGUACCAAUCGCAGUAUUCACAUUCCUCACAGGCAACCGCUUGCUGCGACGUAUCCAUGCACAACGCACCGCCAAGAAUGCAUCAUAAAUGCCAUCACAUGAUUCGUCGUCUAUCAUUCGAAAUAAGUUGGAAGUGCAUUUUGUAUGUAUGUUGCAUUAUCCGCAACCGACUGCAGAUCUAAAUAAAUGAGUUAUCUCUAUGUAUUUACUAGUAGAUCAACA